Dreissena polymorpha is the source of this 1542-nucleotide messenger RNA. Its product is annotated as zinc finger BED domain-containing protein 4-like. Gene Ontology annotation, molecular function: protein dimerization activity. NCBI's taxonomy places the organism in Eukaryota, Metazoa, Mollusca, Bivalvia, Myida, Dreissenidae. The record is from RefSeq and is a predicted model, not a curated record. Bases 1 to 1542 code for a protein of 513 amino acids. The transcript has a single exon.
AUGUGGCAAAGCAACAGACGUUACACCAGGUUUUUGCCCCCCCGUCCUUCGUCGAGCGAGACGAUCAACCAGGCCCUUGCAAAUUUCGUGGUCCAGGCAUACGUGCCCAUGAAAAUCGUGGAACACGAGAGUUUUCGUCAUCUGAUGCAACUUCUGAAUCCGCAGUACGAGGUGCCUUCUCGAACAACCGUCAGGGCGCGCAUUGACCAGCAGUAUGAUGACGCAAAAAAGUCUCUGCUGUCCAGUCUUCAAGGAAGCACGUCUGUCGCUCUCACAACUGACUCCUGGACAUCCAAUGCCACAGAGGCAUACCUCACAGUAACCGCACACUACAUCAAAGAAGACUGGUCAAUGGAGUCGCGCAUACUUAUGACCCGCGCUAUGCCAGAGCGACACACCGGCGAAAACCUUGCUAUUCGCCUUAAGGACUGUGUGGAUGAGUUUGGUCUGAAGGGACGUGUUGUAGCAUGUGUUCACGACAAUGCCAGAAAUAUGGACUUAGCCGGCCGUCUGUGUCCGGACUGGCAGGACCUCCCUUGUUUUGAUCACACCCUUCAGUUGUGCGUGAAGCCGGUCAUGGACAUUCCGUCAGUAGCAGACGUGAUGUCGAGAGCACGAAAGAUCGUCGGCCACUUCCGGCACUCCACAACCAUGACAGCAGAGCUGCGAUCGCGACGUGUUGUCAUGCAACUUCCUGACCAUGACCUAAUUCAGGAUGUUCCGACGCGCUGGAAUUCGUCGCAGAUGAUGUUGCAACGCCUUGUGGAGCAGCGUCGUGUUGUUACCGACAUCCUACUCAACCCACGCCUAACAGGGAAGCGUGACAGGGGUCUCCUGCUGACCGACGCUGAGUGGGAGAUUGCCGGAGACGUUGCGUCUGCGUUGCAAGAUCUCACAGAGGCAACAAAUAACAUGUGUUCCGACACGCAUGUCUCGUCAUCCGAGAUAUAUCCCGUUGUUUGUGGAUUGCUCAUUAACAGCCUGGGCUGCUCGAGUGACGAUAGUGCGUUGAUAAGUCGCGUGAAGGAGACACUCCGGGACGAGUUGAAACGCCGUUUCCGGCCUUACGAGUCUGAGACGGCCGCAAGCAUACCAGUGGUAACAUCCCUACUUGAUAUCCGGUACAAGCGCCUUAACUUCCUGACACCGGAACUGAAGAAUAAGACGCGUACAGCACUCGAAGGAAUGAUGGAGGAGGUACCACUACGUGUUCAUACCAGAGAUGAUAGUCAGCAGCCUCCGACUAAAAGGCCAAGGUUCAGCUUCCUGAUCACAUCCCCGACAGAGGCUACAAACCAUGAAGAUGAGUUGGAUGCGUACAUGCGGGUGAAUUGUGAAUCCGAUGGCGACCCGUUGGUGUGGUGGUGUGAACACAGACAACGUUUCCCAACAAUAGCGCAUGUCGCCCAGAAGCUGUUGUCCGUGCCAUCGACAUCCGUGCCAUCGGAGCGAGUGUUCUCCAAAACAGGGCGUCUUGUUACAAAGGCUCGCAACCGCAUCAGCCACAAGCUUGUUGACAAGGUCAUUUUCUUGACCAAAUGA